AUGCCCCUUACAUGUAGAUUUUAUCAAGAAAAAUAUCCAGAAGUUGAAGAUGUAGUUAUGGUGAAUGUGCGUUCCAUUGCUGAGAUGGGCGCAUAUGUGCAUCUGCUCGAAUACAACAACAUUGAGGGCAUGAUCUUGCUUUCAGAGUUGUCGAGGCGUCGUAUUCGUUCUAUCAACAAACUUAUUCGUGUCGGCAAAACUGAACCCGUUGUGGUCAUAAGAGUAGAUAAAGAAAAAGGUUAUAUUGAUUUAUCCAAACGGCGUGUAUCUGGUGAAGAUAUAGACAAAUGUACAGAGCGGUAUGCAAAGGCAAAAGCAGUGAACUCAAUCCUUAGGCAUGUAGCGGAACUUUUGCAUUAUGAAAACUCGGAGCAAUUGGAAGAACUCUACAAGAAGACUGCUUGGCUGUUUGAAGAGAAAUAUAAAAAAAAGGCAUCUGCCUAUGAUUUCUUUAAGCAAGCUGCUGUGGAUCCUUCAGUCCUAAAUGAAUGUGGUCUUGAUGAAAAAACAAAGGAAGUGCUAUUAGCCAACAUUAAGAGGAAAUUGACCUCACAGGCAGUCAAGAUAAGGGCUGACAUUGAGUGCGCAUGUUAUGGCUAUGAGGGUAUUGAUGCAGUUAAGGCUGCAUUGAAAGCAGGUCUUUCAUUAUCCACAUUAGAAUUGCCAAUUAAGAUAAAUCUCAUUGCCCCACCAUUGUAUGUUAUGACUACUUCAACACCAGAAAAAACAGAUGGACUUAAAGCCUUACAAGAUGCAAUUGAUAAAAUUAAUGAGACCAUCACAGCAUCAGGUGGUGUCUUCAACAUACAGAUGGCGCCUAAAGUGGUGACGGCAACUGAUGAAGCUGAAUUGGCGAGACAAAUGGAGAGAGCUGAAGCUGAGAAUGCUGAAGUGGCUGGUGACUCUGCUGAGGAGGAUGAGGAUCAAGGUAUGGGUGACGCAGGCGCAGAUGAUGAGCCUCAGCAAAAUGGUGCCUCCGAUGAAGACGAAGAAAACUAA
Pieris macdunnoughi is the source of this 999-nucleotide messenger RNA. The record is from the annotation of a GenBank genome assembly. NCBI's taxonomy places the organism in Eukaryota, Metazoa, Arthropoda, Insecta, Lepidoptera, Pieridae.